Cryptomeria japonica (Japanese cedar) is the source of this 4117-nucleotide messenger RNA. Its product is annotated as protein TOPLESS-RELATED PROTEIN 2. Gene Ontology annotation, molecular function: protein binding. The record is from RefSeq and is a predicted model, not a curated record. Gene Ontology annotation, biological process: regulation of DNA-templated transcription. The coding region runs from base 526 to 3891 and encodes 1121 amino acids. The transcript is spliced from 28 exons. Lineage: Eukaryota; Viridiplantae; Streptophyta; Pinopsida; Cupressales; Cupressaceae.
UUUACUUGAAAAAGUUUCGCAGUUUGAGGGAAAUACUUCCCAGGAAGGGUGACAUUGAUUUGCACUGGCUGAGUGAUAAAUUCGAGAAUGGGGAACUUAAAUUUGGAUUCGUUAUAUAAUGGCCAUCAAUCCAUUCUCUUCAUUCAUUCACCGUGUUUGAUCAAGCUUUCUUUUCAUUGUUUUCAGCUCUACUUGCUCUGUGUUGAGGCGAAAGAAGCAGAGCUACAAUAGCAGAAGCGAAGGAGGCGGAAGAAAGAGAAAAUUUUAAUAUGACCUACUGCAUUGUUUAGUUGUAUGCGACAAUUGAAAUUAGAUUUGGGUGCUAUUGAUCCUUGUCAAGGAGAAGAAGAAGAAGGAAAAGUUGAGUUGGUUCAAGGUGCUAUUGAUCCUUGUCAAGGAGAAGAAGAAGGAAAAGUUGAGUUGGUUCAAGGUGCUAUUGAUCCUUGUCAAGGAGAAGAAGAAGAAGGAAAAGCUGAGUUGGUUCAAGGUAAGUGAUUUGGACCAGAUCUUUGCAAUUCGGUCACAAUGUACACCAACUUGAGCAGCGAAUUGCUGUUCCUCAUUUUGCAGUUUCUGGAUGAGGAGGGGCUCAGUGAAACAGCACACAAGUUGGAACAAGAGUCUGGGUGCUACUUUAACAUGGAUUAUUUUGAAUCCCAAGUUCUGGCUGGAGAAUGGGAUAAAGUUGAGUGUUAUCUCUCCGGUUUUACAACAGUUCGAGAGAAUCUCCACUCUACGAAAAUUUUCUUUGAGAUCAGGAAACAGAAAUAUUUAGAAGCAUUGGACAUGGAAGAUUAUGCAAAAGCUGUGGAAAUACUUAGAAAGGAUCUCAAAGUAUUUGAACAUGUUAGUAAUGGCAUUUACAAAGAGCUCUUACAGUUAAUGCCUCUUAGAAACAUCAGGCAAAAUGAGAAACUUUCUGAUUAUGGGGAUAGAACAUCCACACGGAAAUCUAUGUUUUUGGAGCUGAGAAAGCUUCUAAAAGGCAACCCUCAAAUUUGCAAUAAGCUGAAAUUUCCACAUACUGAAACUUCUAGGUUAAGGACCCUCAUAAAUCAAAGUCUGAAUUGGCAGCAUCAACUUUGCAAAGACCCAACUUCUAAACCUGAUAUCAAAACUUUGUUUGUUGAUCACAUAUGUGUAUCUCAUGGUGGAUCUCAAAGUCACACAAAUAAUUCUAUUGAUGGAGUGAUUCCUCAAGGGGUACCUUCUUUCCCUAUUCCUACACAUGCUCCAUUUCUGCAUGGAGUUGAUCUCUCUGGUAGUAGUAGGUUGUCUCUUACAGGAUGGAUGGCGAAUUCUGAGCCUUCCAUGCCACAUCCUCCUGCAGGCAUAGGGAAUCUUUUUCCACCUCAGAAUGCAGGUUUGCUGAAACAAAAUAGAACACCCACUGCAAAUAGUACUGGAACUGAUUAUCAAUUUCUGAGUCCUGUACAUGUUGCUAAGCGUUCCCGUAUUGGUCCAUCUGAUGUGAUGAUGUAUAGAGGACCAACUCAACCUCAUAAUAUUUAUCCACGAGAUGAUCUUCCUAUGAAGGUUGUGAGAAGCUUCAGUGAAGGCUCCAAAGUAAUUAGCAUGGAUUUUCAUCCCCAGAAGCAUUCGAUUCUGUUAGUUGGAACAAAUACUGGUGAUCUUGGAAUUUGGGAUGUGGGAUCAUAUGAAAAAUUAGUUCACAAAACCUUUGGAGUUUGGGAUGCCUUAAAUGGCACCACAAAGUCUGUACUUUUUGUUGAGAAACAAGCUGUCUCAGUGAAUCGUUGUAUUUGGAGCCCUAAUGGAGAAAUGGUCGGAGUUGCUUUUUCCGAGUGUAUUAUACGCAUAUAUUCCUAUACUGGGUAUAGAGAAUUGAGACCACACCUUGAGAUCAAUGCUCAUAUCGGGGGGGUAAAUGAUAUUGCCUUCAAUUGUCAUAAACAACAGCUUUCUGUUAUCACAUGUGGGGACGAUAAGUGCAUCAAGGUAUGGGAUGCGGUAACGGGGUGCAUGCGGCACACAUUUGAAGGUCAUGAAGCCCCCGUUUAUUGUGUUUUUCCUCAUCAAAAAGAGAAUGUCCAGUUCAUCCUCUCUACAGCUAUUGAUGGCAAGAUUAAAGCCUGGUUUUAUGAUGGUAGGGAGUCUACAUUUGACUAUGAUGUGCCCGGGAAGUUCUGCACUGCAAUAGCUUAUAGUGAUGAUGGAUCACGACUUUUCUCAUGUGGAACAAGCAAAGAAGGUGAAUCAUACUUAGUUGAGUGGAAUGAAAGUGAUGGAAAAAUCAAGCGUACAUAUUGUGGCCUUCAAAAGAACUCCUUUGGGGUGGUGCAGUUUGAUACAACAAGGAAUAGGUUCCUAGUAGUGGGAGAUGAUAACCAACUUAAGUUUUGGGACAUGGACAAUGUCACCAUAUUAGCAACAACUUAUGUUGAGGAAGGCUGCUUGGAGACCAGUCCUCGUCUUUGUUUCAACAAAGAAGGGUCCUUAUUGGCUGUGACAACAAAGAACAGUGGGAUCAAGAUCUUAGCCAAUGCAAAUGGACUGCAAUUGCUUCACACGCUAAAUAAUGAAGUAUUUCAUGGAGCAAAGAUACCUAUACCGGCACUGGUAACAAAGGACACAAUUAUAAAUUCUGUUGCUUCUGUAAAUGAAACUACCCCACUUUCUGGCACAACAGGUUGCUUAGAGAAGAUUCUUUCAGUAGCAUCAGUGAAUAAUGCUGAUAGCAACCGGCCAACAAAUGUAAAUCAAAGUGUUCGAGAUGAGGAUGCAAACAAGAUAAAAAGAUUGAACCUUGCAGAGGUGUCACGUUCAAUCCACUGUAGGUCUCUCAAAUUACCAGAUGGAAUGUCAAAGGGAAAGAUUGUUCAAUUAGUCUAUACAAAAUCUGGUUCUAAUGUUUUAGCUUUGGACUCCAAUGCUUCUCACAAGCGAUGGAUAUGGACAUGUAAUGAGGGGAAUCCAACUGGGAAGGUGACAACUACCAUUCCGACUGGGUUCGAGUCAGCUACACAUGGUUCAAGUCACAAAGAUCCAGGAAAACAGAUAUCAUGCAUGGUUUUGUCAAACAAUGACAGAUACAUAUUAUCCUGUUCUGGUGGAGAGGUGUCCUUACUCACAUUGGAAAAGUUGAAGUCCAUAUCGAUAUUAUUGCCCCCUUCCCCACCAGCAACAUCUUUUGCUCUUCAUCCAGAGGAUAAUAAUGUUGUUGCUUUUGGAUUGGAGAACUUGAAAAUUCUCAUAUGCAAUUUGAAAUCCGGAUCGGAUAAGAUGUUGCAAGGACACCACCAAAAGAAAAUCACUAGCCUGGCAUUUUCGUUAUCUUUGGACCUGCUGAUAUCAGCUGGAGCUGAUGGUCUGCUCUGUGCCUGGAGCCUAGAUGGAUAUGGAAUACAGCGAGAACAAAUUGUAUAUCCACAUGGAGAAAGGUUAUCAUCACCAGUUGGAGUUAGUAAAAUACAGUUUCACAAAGAUCAGGUUCACUUGCUAGUUGUGCAGGAGAACCAAAUUGCAAUUUAUUAUUCUUCUGCAUUUGAACAAGCAUGCUAUUGGAAACCUCAGGAUUCAAUGUCUGCACCAAUUUCAAGUGCCCAAUAUUCGUGUGAUAGCCAACUGGUCUAUGCCAGUUUCUGUGAUGGUGCAGUUGGUGUUUUUGAUGCAGAUAUCCUAAGGCCCCUUUUCCGUGUCCCUCCUGCUGCAUUUUUGCCAUCAGGAAUGAGCAGUGACAAUGUCUAUCCUCUUGCAAUUGCAGCACACCCACAUGAAUGCAACCAAUUCGCUAUUGGUUUGACUGAUGGGGGAGUGUAUUUGAUUGACCUUAUAGAAUCACAGGGGAAGGAGGCCAUGGGCUCACUGGAGAAUGGAGUGGUUGGUUCAGAUCCCUCGACGAGCAACCAUGGUUCAGAAUUACCAAGCUAGCAUGGAAAUGUGACAUGACAGAUAUCAAGCAGCAAAUGGCAAUUUUUGAAUUUUAAUUUGUUUAUGAGAUCAAUAAUUGUAGCAUUUUUCUAAUGCGCAUGCAUACUGUAAUCCUAUUUACUUUUUUAGAAGAGCUUCUGCUAUUAUUUUCAAUGUAUCACAAGUUAUUGUAAUGAUGGAUAUCAUUUGUUUGUUUUGACUGAAUAGAUGACUUUGGCCUAGCAAA